Molecule: messenger RNA, 3770 nt
Organism: Lampris incognitus (smalleye Pacific opah)
Lineage: Eukaryota; Metazoa; Chordata; Actinopteri; Lampriformes; Lampridae
Gene: tp53i11b
Product: tumor protein p53 inducible protein 11b
Exons: 8
Coding region: 304-873 (189 amino acids)
Source: RefSeq, a predicted model, not a curated record
GAGUGCGAGAGAGAGAGAGAGAGAGCGCGCGCGCGAGGUGUACAUCUAUCAACUGCGUCCGCACAUGACGGUACGUUAACACAGUGGACCGCAACUCCCCACACGGACUUCAGCUUCGCCUCGUAACGCUUUGGGGCACGCUGCAGAAUACCUGUCUUAAGAGCAUCGCCAUCAUCAUCGUCAUCGUCAUCAUCGUCAUCACUGUCCUUAAUAUCGUCAUCGGCUGGAUUGAGGAUCUAGGUGUGAAUUCCUGUUCCUUGACAUUCCUCGCUAUCUCAGUGUGUGUGUGCGCGUGCGUGCACCAUGACGUCUAAACCUCACCCUCCCCUGAUGAAGAAGCACAGCCAGACAGAUCUGGUGAGCCGUCUGAAGACCCGUAAGAUCCUCGGAGUUGGAGGCGAGGAUGAUGACGGAGAAGUGCACCGUUCAAAGAUCAGUCAAAUGCUGGGGAAUGAAAUCAAGUUCGCAGUGCGGGAGCCCGUCGGACUGAGGGUGUGGCUCCUCCUCUCAGCUGUAGCGUUCACAGUUAUGGCCAUAAUGGCCCUGGUGUUUCCGAACCAGCUCUAUGAGGUCGUGUUCGAGGAGGAGCUCUCCACGACCAGCAUCUCCAUUCGCCUUUAUGGAGGAGCUCUGCUAAGCCUGGCCCUCAUCAUGUGGAAUGGGCUCUAUACAGCAGAGAAGGUCAUCAUCCAGUGGACUCUGCUCAGUGAAGCCUGCUACUUCGCCAUACAGUUUCUAGUGACAUCCGUCACCCUGGUGGAGACUGGCGCCAUGUCGAGCAACGCUGUCCUCCUGCUCCUCAGCCGACUGUUCUUCCUGGCGGUGGCGUUGGCCUACUAUUACUGCCUGGGUCGUAGAUCCAAGAAGAUCUGAGAUUCCCAUGUGGCAUUUGCCAGGGAGGGGACAGUUGAGAACAGAUCAUACAUGUGGUGUCAGAAGGUUUGGAAACUUGUCGCAUCGGGGCUUUAGUGCGUUGAUCUUCUGUCAUGUGCACUCAGCCCGAAUGCAGUGUGACCUAUUAUUUUAUUACUUCUGAUUAUCAACAAACAGGAAGUCAACGCCUCCCAAUCCAGACUGUAUGAGAACAGGAAAUGACUUCAUAAAGAAAGUAUAUGACUUUUUUUUUUUAUUGGCCUGUGAAAUCAAUCCCCUCUUGACAUUACUCCUAUGUGUAGUUCUGAGUGUGUGUGUCUGGGGGGGAGGGGGGUGGCAGACUGUAGUACUCUUGUCCCUGUAGCUCCCAGUCAUGUGAUUUAUAUGUACAGAGUAAUUUCAGAUACUAGACUGUGUUUCUGUAUAUACCGCUACGGGGAGUACCUUGUUCCUUUUUUUUUUCAAAUUCAGUGUUUAGUGUGAUCUGUGUGAUUUAAAUAAUUGCAUUUUAACACCGCUUCUCGCAUCUUGCUCAAGGACCAAAAGGUUUGUGUUUGAAAAUGUGUUCCUCUUUAACAGUGUCGAUGUUUAUUCUUAUGUGUACUAAAGUGAAGCCUGGAUAUCUGUGCUCUCUCCAGCUUUUCCACCGGCGCCCCGCUCGAGUACGUCCGCAAUUAAAAAAAAAAAAAAAAAAGAAGCACCAAAACCUAGUGAAUGUAUCUGAGACGUACGCCGGUGAGAGGAAGAGUCAGGUUCACUUAGAGAAGAUUAGAGCGGGACGCUACGUUAACCGUACGUGUUUAACAGCUUCUGUGGUCGGCUAGCUCUUUUGAAGGUCGACUUUAACCAUUUUUAACCAUCCCCCCCGUCAGUCACAUUCAGAUUUAAGACUACAGGAAACGCAGCGCUGAAUUCAGACCUUCUUCAGGGACGAGAGCUUUUCAGACCUUUGACAUCAUUCCAGAGGAUCUUCCUCAAUUAGUGAGUCCAAAAGAUUGUGUAUCACCUUGCUUGUGCAGAUGACAUGGUUGACUAUAAGGUAGAUAGUGGGGUGUGUGCACAAAUAGCGGGGCGUGUGUGCUCUGUGGCAUGGCCGGACGAUUCUGUUGUGAUCUCCAGAGAAGUUCCCAACACACACCCAGCUGUAAGAUCAUGUCGCCACCCGUCAUGUGGGUGUGUAAGACAAAUAAUGCAUUUAUCAGUGAUGUAGCAGGGUUUGUUUUGUUUUGGUUUUUUUACACACAACAUAUCUUUCGUCUUGCCUUAAAACUAUUUAAAAGAAAACGGUCACAGCGUACUGUUUCUUGUACAUAUGUAAGUAAAAGUAUUCGCUACAGUUGGCUGUUAUUUCGAACAGAACAAGGAAGCUUAUGUUCCUCGUUUGUUCAAUGGUUUUCAAAGGAUAAUCUUUCUCGUGAAUAAUCUUUCAUCGGUUGGUUGUGUCCAGAGUCUCUUAUUUAUACUUAUUUAAGUGGUGUUCGUGUUUUUGGAAUCCCACUAUUUGGCAACUGCAUGCGACACCAAGUUCCUGUUUAUCAAAAAGUAGAGAACUUUGUAGCAAAGCGUUAAGAACACGGUGAUUAGUACGCCAGCCAAGGUGACGAGCGUGGAAUUACAGCGGUGGUGAACGCAAGUGUUCGGCAUACAACUCAAUCAGAAAAGUGGAAACUUUCGAAAAGUUAUUUUUGUGCAUUACGCAGUUGCACUGUAUGUGGUUAAAAACAGAUCCCUUCCGAACCGGGCAGUGUCCGUCUUAACAUCAGGUGGACCAACCCCUUCCUCGACUGCAGUACCUUGUCUACCUCCUAACUGAUGGACAGAUCCUCGACAAAGAAAGAUUCUUGCCAAAAAAAUGCCACACUUUCACCUCCACUCCCUGCAGCUCCAAUGCUUUUGUGCACAGAACCAAUUUACAGGAUACUCCUCAGAUAGACAGUUUGGUUAGAGUUUGGACCUCACUCUUAGCCAGACAAGGAGCACAGGUUUCUUCUGGCAGUGGUCCAUACUGUUGUAGAAUGACUCAAUUUCAGCCUCGCUCCAGAAGGGAGUAGUCCCCAAGUCGAGCGGCUGUGGGUUUGUGGUUUAGUUUGGCCAGUUCUGAAGGCAGAUGUGCCUGUUAACUUGGCUGGGUGCUCAGUUCAGAUAGGGAAUGUGAAACAUGGGUGAGGUCCCCCAUGUUCCUGAGAAGUAGUCAUUAUCUUUUUUCUUUUUUUUCUUUUGCAGUGUUUAAUUAGAUACAGCUCUCCUGACUGACAUUGUAUGUCCCAACCUACCGUUUGGCCCUCACUAACAUGGUAAUUAUGAAGCGCAACCAAAAUGUCUUUCUGUUUCUGUAGAUGUGAGAGGCCUCAAAUCAUCGGCCCCCAUGAAAAGUUCAAAUGACUUAGGAGCGAGUUAUUUUGGGAGAGAUGAGCAGCUCCGUCACAGGAGGACAGGCAGAGAUGAAGGCCAGCUAUGACUGGAUGACUCCCUGCAUCCUCCCCGGUGCUCUGCCACACUUUGAAUUGCUGCAUUACAUGUCUGCCUCUUACUCAAUGGACACGGCGAGACCAGGACUAGACCAGAACUAGAUCAAGACUAGACCAGGACUAGACCAGGAACACUGAUUACUGUGGAGGGAAGUGUAAACUAGUAAAAAGUGUCACAUUUGUAAGUCACGUCUCCUUGACAAUUUAGGAAAACGGCUGAUAAUGCAGUCCCUGUCUCUCUGGUGUGUAUCUAAUCUGUCCUGUGCUACUGAGGAGAAGAAAUCGGGUCGACUUUGUUUCAAGCUGUAGCAUCAAAGAGUGUUUUGUAUGUACUGUAUAUAUGUGCUAUAAUGUAUCCAAAAUGGAAUUCUUGUUAUGGAUUUACAUCAGUUAGUUUGAAAUAAAAAUGACCAUUGUUUAUUUUGCAGA